GCUCUUAACCUCGCGCGCGAGCUAUUUUGCCAUGGUACUGCGGAUUCGUUUAGCUCUUCAUGGCUGUAAGAAUAGACCGUUUUACCACAUCGUUGUUGCCAACAAGAAGUGGAAACGAGAUGGCAAACAUUUUGAACAGGUUGGCUCAUACGAUCCGAUGCCAAAUGAACGAAAUGAGAAGCUCGUUGCAUUAAAACUAGAUAGAAUUCGAUAUUGGCUUGGUACUGGAGCUCAACCAACCAACAGAGUUGCACAACUACUUGGAAUUGCUGGCAUUCUGCCAGUUCAUCCUCGAAGUUAUCUGGAAGCUACGAGAAACAGAGAAGCCAGGCAGGAAGAUUUUCAGGAGAUAUUCAAAAACGGCCAGGAGUAAAAGCGAUUAUUCACAUUCACUGGUACAAUCUAGAAAUGAUUCAUUGUAGUACCGAUAUCUUAAAGAUGUCAGGGGUUUGUGACAUGCUUAUAGAUCUGGAUUAUUCCUGUAUUUUUGGUACACCAUUAGAAAUUUAAGUGUUGAGAUAAUAGAUUACCCAGGAGAGAAUUGUUGUAAG
Messenger RNA from Corticium candelabrum, 551 nucleotides. RefSeq names its product small ribosomal subunit protein bS16m-like. Gene Ontology annotation, cellular component: ribosome; mitochondrial small ribosomal subunit. Gene Ontology annotation, biological process: mitochondrial translation. The transcript has 4 exons. The record is from RefSeq and is a predicted model, not a curated record. NCBI's taxonomy places the organism in Eukaryota, Metazoa, Porifera, Homoscleromorpha, Homosclerophorida, Plakinidae. Gene Ontology annotation, molecular function: structural constituent of ribosome. Bases 32 to 373 code for a protein of 113 amino acids.